This is a messenger RNA of Paramormyrops kingsleyae, 1558 nucleotides long. NCBI's taxonomy places the organism in Eukaryota, Metazoa, Chordata, Actinopteri, Osteoglossiformes, Mormyridae. The record is from RefSeq and is a predicted model, not a curated record.
ACGUAUGGCUUUUAAAAAGUGAAUGCAUACUUCGCCAACAGUAAAGUCAGUCCCUGGUUACAGCACACAUUUCUGUUCCCUUACAGGAAAGACGACAAUGGGAGACAUAGUGAAAGCUACCCAAUCAAUUUCCAAGGCUAAGGAUUACAGAGAAGACACCCAACUGAUAAUGCAGCCAUAUGCUAACUGGGAGGAGUACUUGAUGCCUGCCCCAUUCUCCAUAGCCGUUAUGGGAGAGCUGGUAUUUAUUUCUUCCAAUGUAGAUUUCUCCAUCGGCCAAAAGCCUCCUACUGGUGGCUUUCAGUUCAUCAAGUACCCAGACUCAUUCCGAGCCUGUCUUAUGCAAGUGGCUAAUUCUGGAUGGGCGGCAUUCAAUACGGCUCACACGAACAUGGACCAGAUCCGUCUCCACACUGCAAACGUGCCAGCUUACAUCAAGACUUCAGUUCAGAUAUUACUACAGGACAAUGAUGAGCUGGUCCAAACCCUCCUUCCUGACCAACUGGAGAACAUAGCUGAAAUAUCGAGUGAAUGUGAAAAAUUGGCUGAGAGAGCAGAGGAAAAGUUCAGCUUUGUUAUUAGUUUGAUCCAAGAACUUUUAGAAGCUUGUGUAAAUGCAAAGAAGCUAUAUGGUGAUGAACUGGAAGAAGUCAAGCGUAAAAUUGAGGAGAACAAGCUGAGAAAGGAGGGUUCAGAGAAAGCCAAGGAAAGGGCUCAGAAAACACUUGAUGACAUGAAUAAGCAGCUAGAAGUGGCACAGACGACAUUUGAUAAAGCAAUGGAUUCAUUGCCAUCUGGAUGGGAUGUGAUGGGCAUGAACUUUGUAGAGGGACUUGCAGAGGGUUUUGCAACUCUUUUGACCUUAGGGAUGAAUCAGGUGGCAAGAAGUUCAAAAGGCACAAAAGGCACAGAAGCAGAAAUGAAAGAUGAAAAUGUCUUUGCUAUGAAUAAUGUGCUGUCAAAAUCAGGUCAGCUGCUAAAGCUGACUGAGACAUUGAUCAGCUUUAUCGACAAAAAUGAAAUUCAACUGUCUAAGAUAUAUGAUCAACAGAAAGGAAAAACACAGACAUCAUACCUGGAGGAACAAUAUAAAGGGCUAAAAACCUCAGUGGAGAGUGAGAAAGACUGUAAAGUCAAAGAAGCUGCACUCAACAUCUGCAAAGACGCCAUUAAACUGUGCUCUGAGCUCACCGCGAUCGCACCUGAAGGGCAAUGCGAUGCUGCCAAGACAAAAGACCUGAUUGAAAGAAUGCAGGAGCUGUGGAAACAGUGUCAGACAUUUGACUCUCAGAGCAAAGCCUUCACAAACACACCAGUAUUUACACCUCAACCCCCAAAGCAAGCUAUGGAAAGUGGGUCUAAACGGGCAGGUGAUAUAGCGGUGGAGAAUGCCCGUUUCCGCAUAGAGCAGAGUCGAGCCCAGCUGGAAACGAUGAGACAGAAUCAAAAACAGAGCUUGGACAACCUGGAGAAAAACGAGAAGGAGCUGACAGAGAUCUUAGUCAUAUUGCAAUCCUGUAAAGACAUCUGGUGGGGGCAGGUCCCACGGCCCCCGUGA